Arctia plantaginis is the source of this 321-nucleotide messenger RNA. The record is from the annotation of a GenBank genome assembly. Lineage: Eukaryota; Metazoa; Arthropoda; Insecta; Lepidoptera; Erebidae.
AUGGACGCAGUGGAAGAUAGAUAUGUACGUAAAAUGUACUCACCGGCUGCGGUAAUCAGCCACCACCAGCAGCAGCAGGCGGUUACGAGCGCCCGAGCGCCGGCCAUUUCAGCGGCAGCGCAUGACACGCGCGCUCUCGCCGGCCGCCCCGGCGGACUGAGCGCCGCCCCGCACGAUCGAUGCUCGCUCGCGCCUCUCGGACACGCACCCUCCCGACCGAGUCGCCGGCCCCACCCCGCCGAACCCCGCUGCCAUUUUCCGAGUUUCCUUAGAGAGCGCGCGCGCUGCCCUCUUUUCUGGCGGAUCGCUGACCGCCCCUAA